AGUUUCCUGGGGCCGUCGUGCUUGUGCCAUCCCUGAUUGGAGGUGCCCCUGACUGGUGACAGGAUGUAAUGCUUUGUUGGCCUCACCGGACUCUACUUUUAUUGUGCCUUAAUUGAAAAUGUUCUGCAUUAAUUCACAAACAUUUAUCUUUAAAAGUUAGGAGUUAGAAAUGGAGUCGAUAUAUCUUCAGAAGUACGUGGGGACGUGUCUAACUCAAGGUCUUGCAGAAGUGGCAAGAAUUCGCCCUGUGGAUCCAAUAGAAUAUUUAGCAUUGUGGAUUUGCAAGUAUAAGGAAAACGUGGCCAUGGAGCAACUGAGACAAAAGGAAAUGGCCAACUUGGAGCGUGAAAGAGAACUAGCUCUGAGGGAGCAGGAAAUGAUGGAGAGGCUCAGAGCAGAGGAGCUCAUGUUUCAGCAGCAACAGCUGGCAUUCCAGCUGGAGUUGGAAAUGCAAGAAAAAGAGAGACAGAGAAUAGAAGAACUACAGAGAGCUCAAGAACAAUUAGAGAAGGAGAUGAGAAUGAAUAUGGAAAAUAUAGCUAAGAGUGAAGAUACUUCACAUUCAGAGGAUACAGCAGCAGGCUCAGGCAAAACACUCGCUGAAAUUAGUGACCGAUAUGGGGCACCUAACCUGAGCAGAGUGGAGGAACUUGAUGAACCGAUGCUGUCUGAUGUUGCAUUAAACAUUGAUCAAGAUUUAUAGGAUCAACCAACCUAAGAGCAAUAAAUUUUUCUUCUUGUUUCAAGUUUCAAAA
Messenger RNA from Ceratotherium simum simum (southern white rhinoceros), 755 nucleotides. It is a transcript of the gene DYDC1, whose product is annotated as DPY30 domain containing 1. The record is from RefSeq and is a predicted model, not a curated record. Gene Ontology annotation, cellular component: Set1C/COMPASS complex. NCBI's taxonomy places the organism in Eukaryota, Metazoa, Chordata, Mammalia, Perissodactyla, Rhinocerotidae.